UACAGUAAAAGCUCGUUUAUCCGGACCUCGUUAACUCGGAAAUUCGGUUAACUCGGACUCGCGGCGCGGUCCCGGCAAAACUGUGUAUAUUUCAAUGAGGUCAAAUGCUCAUUAAUUCGGAGGGAUUUAGCCGCGCACCGGUUAUCUCGGACAACUCCGGAGAGGGCUAUCGGGACUCCAGAGUCGCGCGAUCUCGGCGGCUUGGAGGCUCAAGCAGCGCUUGCCGUAACCGACGGCGGAACCGGAGUUUUGGAGAAACCGAAACCGAGCGAACUGCAGCAGAAUAUGAUCAUGAUGAUAGUGAAUGAGGGGGGAAGUGGCUAGGUGGCGCUAGUCACCACCCGGCGGAAGCGCUCGGGCCACCGGCGCAUCCAGUGUCUACUAACAGCAGCUGCUCGAGUCGCUACGCGUACUUCGGGUCUUGGUUCUUUGUGUUGUGACUUCGCGUGUUGCGGCUGUGUUUGUGCGCGUUGCCGCCGCCGUCGCGUGUCAUGCUGAUGGCGACCGUCACAGGAGUUAAGCGGCCACAGCAGCCAGCAAAUGAUCUUGAAACAAAGGUUAUGAUAUUGAAAGACGUGGACGCAGGUGUUUCUCGACAGGAGAUAAUGAAAAAGUACGAUGUUAAGAGAAGCACGUUAAGUGACUACGUGAAGAACAAAGAAAAAAUUUUCGCGGCGUUUGACAGCGGCAAAUUCACCGGAAAACGAAAACGACUAAGGACGGCAGCACACCCGAAGCUGGAAGACGCACUGCUGCGGUGGAUAACAGACAUGCGGAACAGCCAGCUUCCCUUGAGUGGACCAUUGAUCUGUCAGCAAGCUGAAAGGUACGCACUGAGAAUGAACAUCGAAUCUUUCAGUGCGUCUGAAGGCUGGUUUGCCCGCUUUAGAGAAAGGCACGGGUUGGUCUUUCGAAACGUGUGCGGAGAAAAAGCAGCAGUGGAUGAACGGCGUAUUGCUGACUGGAAGACAACAGAGCUUCCCCAGUACCUGGCUCGUUAUGAACCUGCCAACGUCUUCAAUGCCGAUGAAACGGCUCUCUUUUUUAAAGCCUUGCCGGACAAAACGAUUACGUUCAAGGGCGACCCGUGCGUUGGAGGGAAGAGGAGCAAAGAAAGGAUCACUGUGCUUCUCGCUUCAAAUAUGUCGGGCACCGAGCGCCUGCCACUGCUAGUCAUCGGGAAGGCACAUAACCCAAGGUGUUUUAAGAACAUUCACCACUUCCCUGUGCAAUAUCGUGCCAAUAGAAAGGCCUGGAUGACCUCGGAUAUUUUCCAAGCUUGGCUGCGCCAACUCGACCGCCGCUUCUCCGCUAACAAGCGCAAGGUUUUACUUCUAGUUGACAACUGCAGCGCUCAUACCAGAGUGACAGGGCUGGAGUGCAUCGAACUUGUAUUUCUACCUGCAAACACGACGGCUGCUCUGCAACCGCUGGAUCAAGGGAUAAUUCAGCACGUAAAAAGCAGGUACAGAAAGCAUGUGCUGGAACGGAUCCUGCUGUGCAAGGAAGCAGGGCGAGAAUAUGACCUGAGUCUCCUGACCGCAAUUCACAUUUUAGCGCAUGUCUGGAGCGACACGCCGCCCGCGGUCAUUGCAAAUUCUUUCCGGCACAGCGGCUUUGUCCGCCCUGACGACUCGGAUAUUCCUCCAGAGGCCACUCCAGAGGACACCCGCGAGCCCACUGGAAAUAUGGACGACGAGGUGAAUGACACGCGUUUUGACUCUCUCCUUCCUAGUGGCGUCCAGAUUUUAGACUACGUCGCUAUAGACUCUGAUGUUGCCGUUGCUGGUCCGCUGACUGACGAUGAUAUAUUAUCGGAAGUGCUUGAAGAGGACCAAAAUCACUGUUCCGAUGAUGACGGCCAGGAUGAGCCGACGCGACGUCGCCGCACCGUGCAGGAGGCCGCCGAAGCCCUCGCUGUCCUCGAGGAGUUCUGCGUUUGUUCUCGCGACAGUGAACAUGCGCACCACCACCUGAUGGGACUAAAUAAGAUCGUUCUGUCAGAAAUUCCGACGGCGAGGCAGACAAAAAUAACCCACUUUUUUAAGAAAUAAAGGUUUGUCUGUGCCGUGUACGUUUUGCUUUUGUUUUCAUGGUCCAUUCGAUAAUUCGGAAUUCGGUUAACUCGGACAUUUUCUCCGGUCCCGUGAGAUCCGAGUUAACGAGCUUUUACUGUAUU
This is a messenger RNA of Rhipicephalus sanguineus (brown dog tick), 2179 nucleotides long. RefSeq names its product tigger transposable element-derived protein 4-like. Bases 492 to 2054 code for a protein of 520 amino acids. Gene Ontology annotation, molecular function: DNA binding. The transcript has a single exon. The record is from RefSeq and is a predicted model, not a curated record. Gene Ontology annotation, cellular component: nucleus. NCBI's taxonomy places the organism in Eukaryota, Metazoa, Arthropoda, Arachnida, Ixodida, Ixodidae.